Molecule: messenger RNA, 1598 nt
Organism: Silurus meridionalis
Lineage: Eukaryota; Metazoa; Chordata; Actinopteri; Siluriformes; Siluridae
Exons: 7
Coding region: 197-1111 (304 amino acids)
Molecular function (GO): catalytic activity
Source: RefSeq, a predicted model, not a curated record
GGACGAGUCACAAAACAAUGUAUUACUUCAGGCUUCAAGCAGGUUACAUUUCCGUGCGAAGCGUCAAUACAUUUUGUGCAGAUUUACAUUUACAGUUUGACAUUCAGCUUGUUUGCUUGCUUAGCGUUAUUUAACGUCAUUUAUAGGUAGAUAUUCAGACUAAACUGUUUACUGGAACAGAUUCAAAGUAGCUACAAUGAUCUUGAAGUUUUCUCGACCUGCGUUGUUUAUUAAUUUGUUGAUGAAAACCGGCCAACUUGACACAUGUUUUCUUGGCGCAGGAACGCGACCCUGGAGCUCAGGAAGCACUUCUCAACACCCUACAGCAGGUCAGACAGUGGUUAUUGAAAAGCAUGGUCCAGUGCUUACUGUAGGUAUUAACAGGCCAGAGGUGCGUAAUGCAGUGAACCAGGAGACGUCUCGGUGGUUAUUUGAAGAGUUAUCCGCCUUCAACUGCGAUGAUAAAUUGAGUGUAGCUGUGCUGCAUGGAAUAGGAGGGAAUUUUUGUGCUGGUUAUGACCUUAAAGAACUUUCAAAAGACUCAGUAAACCUCACAUUAGAGCAAAAUGUUACCAAAGGACCUGCUCCAAUGGGUCCCUCUCGCUUAAGGCUGUCAAAGCCACUGAUUGCGGCAGUGAGUGGUUAUGCUGUAGCAGGGGGGUUGGAAUUGUCCCUGCUGGCUGAUCUCAGGGUCGUGGAAGCCAGUGCCAUUAUGGGAGUUUUCUGCCGAAGAUUUGGUGUGCCACUGAUUGAUGGAGGCACUGUGCGGCUCCCAAGGCUAAUUGGCUUGUCUCGAGCUUUAGACCUCAUUUUGACUGGAAGACCUGUAGGAUCUCAGGAGGCACUGGCAUUUGGACUAGCAAACAGAGUGGUGCCAGAUGGACAAGCACUAAAGGUAUCUAUUGAGCUUGCUGAGCAGAUAAGCUCCUUUCCUCAGCUCUGUCUCCGUGCUGACCGCAACUCUGCCUAUCAUGCAACUUUUGACACCACCUCAUUCACCCAGGCCAUGCAGUAUGAGACCGACAAUGGCCUACCGAUAAUCACAGUUGAAGCAGUCCCUGGGGCAACCAAGUUCAGCUCUGGCACUGGGAGAGGUGGAAAAUUCUCUUGAAAGAUGUUAAAUGUGGUUUUGUCCUACAAUAAUAAUGAACAAUUAUUUACUACUGUUUUUAGUAUUUUAUAUGCAAAAAAGAUUGAGAAAAGAUUUAUCUUUAUAUAAAGUUAUAUAAAAAUAAUUUUGACAAAAGUUGAACAGCACAUAUUUUGUUUGUGGUUCUCUUUCAUUGAACAGCCAAAAUGUGUGGUUCCUAGAAAACAUCUAAUAGUUAUUGGGAAAGAACCUUUGACAUUGCAGCUGAAACAAAAACAUGCAUCUGUUAUUUUUGUUCUCCUUUUUAUUGUAUUAUUUAAUAAUAAUAUGCUUAUUGAACACCAUUUGAAAGCGGACAGGUUAAAUUGUCCUCUCCAGUGCAACUGUUAAAACACUAAUUGAGGGAUUUCUUUUUUUUAAUGUUGUUUUAUCCUACUUCUACAGUUGGAGACUGAAUGUAUUUAUAACAAUGCAUGAAUAAGAAAUAGAAUCCACACUCAAUGGACAA